Messenger RNA from Prorocentrum cordatum, 594 nucleotides. The record is from the annotation of a GenBank genome assembly. Lineage: Eukaryota; Dinophyceae; Prorocentrales; Prorocentraceae.
AUGAACGCUCUUACCGCACUUACAGCCACCCGACGAUCAAAGUUCGGCCCUGGCCAAGCCACGGGUGGCGUGCACCAGGCUCGGGCCCAGGCUGGGCCUGGCGUGCAGUUCGCGUCCUGCCGCAGACGUGCAGGUGGCGUCCUCCGACCGGCGCCCUCCCACGGUGCAGUCCACCCGCAGAGAGAGAGGACGGGCAACCUUCCCAAGGGUGCCUUCGCAUCCCUCCUCGUCGGCUCAUCCUUGGCCGCGGUUGCUGGCCGCGCCCCGCCCGCGAAGUGUCGACACGUUCCCCUUCAAUCUUGCGUCCUCAUGACACGGGUCGACUGCGCCCUGUGCCUGCCGGGCGUGGGCGUAGAGUCGGUGCCCUCUCAUCUCGCUGGGCACGGAGGCGCCGUGCGCCGGCGCGCGCAGCCCUCCCGCUGCCCUCGAAGUUGGGAGGAGGAGGGGGAAGAUCGGGCCGAACGAGAGGAGGAUGAUGAUGAGGAGGAGGAGGAGCAAGGAUGCCACCGCCAGCAGUCCGAGGAUUGCACUGCUGCCGGCCGGGUCCUUUGGAGAAGGGCGUCGGCUUCUCUCGGUGCGGCGGUGUUUUUUUGA